Messenger RNA from Neurospora tetrasperma FGSC 2508, 150 nucleotides. RefSeq lists its product as uncharacterized. Lineage: Eukaryota; Fungi; Ascomycota; Sordariomycetes; Sordariales; Sordariaceae. The transcript is spliced from 2 exons. The record is from RefSeq and is a predicted model, not a curated record. The annotation marks the transcript as partial.
AUCACCAGUCAAAGCGACACGUCAAAAUCAUUCAAUAUCUUAGAACAGCUUGAUGGUGCGUAUAACGCGCGCCUGACACAGGGGAAGGCAGUUCGGGUGGCUGCAGCGGAGGAAGUCCAACUUGGCCUUCCCACUCAGCGCUGUGUAUGA